AUGGCUCCAACACUAUCAGCUGCGCAAGCACUGGUGCUCUACUCCGUCGCAGCAGCGGCGGCGCUACUUCUUUCCCCGCCGGCGGUGGUUGCACAGCUCACCCCGAACUUCUACGAAAAAAUCUGCCCGCUGGCCUUGCCCACCAUCAGAAGGGUUGUGAGCCAGGCAGUCAACGCCGAGCCGCGCAUGGGCGCGUCACUUCUUCGCUUGCACUUUCACGACUGCUUCGUCAAUGGUUGCGACGGGUCAGUUCUUCUGGACGACACGACGAAGUUCACCGGGGAGAAAACGGCGGUUCCCAACUUGAACUCGUUGAGAGGGUUUGACGUUGUCGAUAAGAUCAAGUCGGAAGUUGAUAGAGUGUGUAAGAGGAGCGUGGUCUCCUGCGCUGACGUCUUGGCUGUUGCUGCUCGUGAUUCCGUCUCCAUUGUAAGCAUCCUUCAUUUUCUGUACAACCAUGCUAAUAAUAUUCCACGUGUGCAUGUUAAUAAGCUGGGAGGUUCGACAUUCACGUACCAAGUCCCCGUGGGCAGAAGAGACUCCCGAACCGCCAGCAAGAACGCCGCGACCAACGGCCUCCCGCCGCCGUUCUUCAGCUUCAACCAGCUCCUCGCCAACUUCCGCUCCCACGGCCUCGGCCUCACCGACCUCGUGGCGCUCUCCGGGGCCCACACCAUCGGCCUCGCACGCUGCACCACCUUCCGCAGCCGCAUCUACAACGACACCAACAUCCAGACCGACCUCGCCUCCUCGUUACGGCGCAAUUGCCCGCAGAGCGGCGGCGACAACAACCUGCAGCCGUUGGACGGAACUCCGGCGGGAUUCGACACGCAGUACUUUGGGUCGCUGGUGAGGAACAAGGGGCUGCUGCACUCCGAUCAGGAGCUGUUUGGUAGAGGUAAUAGUGCGAGUGACGGGCUUGUGAGGUUGUAUAGCGGGAAUCCGGCGAAGUUCGCGGCGGAUUUCGCGGCGUCGAUGGUGAGGAUGGGGAAUAUGAGGCCGCUUACGGGGAGUAAUGGCGAGAUCAGAACCAACUGCCGCAAGAUUAAUUAA
Molecule: messenger RNA, 1053 nt
Organism: Linum tenue
Lineage: Eukaryota; Viridiplantae; Streptophyta; Magnoliopsida; Malpighiales; Linaceae
Source: the annotation of a GenBank genome assembly